AUGAGUGAGAUUGCAAAGCCAGUUUACUACAUACAGUAUGUGGAAAUCUUAGAUGAUAUACUACGGAAAGUUGGUAAAUUGCAGGACGCGGGCUGGGGCGGGUCUGUGGCCGGCAGAGGGCGCGGGACAGCUCCUAGCUCUGCGGGCCCGGCGGGCUGGGGGCGCGCUGCCCCGGGCGCGCCGUCGGAUCUCGCGGGCAACGGGUCGCGGCUGCCCGACCCGCUGGGGAAGCGCGGCGGGCGGCCGGCGCCUCGGCCGCCUGUUCGCUGCUGCUCCCUCGAGCGGAGCCUGCGCCAGGUUCCUUUUGCAUCCCCCCUGCUGGGGGACCCCUGCUCCGGAGGAGGGGGCCGGAGAGCCGCGGCGGCGGCGGCGGCGGCGGCCGCCUGGGCCCCGGGGACCGGGCGCCGGGCCCGAGGAGCGGCGGAGGCCGCGGCGGCCUCGUCUCGGUCGCGGACUAUGCGGGCGGCGGGCGCGGAGCCUCCCGGUGGGUGCAGCUGUCACGAGCCGCGCGGCCGCCGAGGCCCUAGGGGGCGGGGAGCAGCUGGCACCCCUCCGCCCCCUGCUCUCCUUUCUCCUGCUCCAUCCACCUCCCACUUCUCCGAGUUCCCCUCGCGCCCCCGCGCGGCUGGAGGGGGCGGAGGUCUCAGCUGUCACGGGCACCAGCUGGGGGCUGCUCCCCGCCGAGGGAAAUCGCUGCAGCAGCGACUUCUCUCCGCCUCUUUUCCAGUUGCCCUAGUUAGCGCGGAGAGGGCGAGCAUCCGCGGAGGGGGCGCGGACUGCGCGGCCGCCUGCCCGGCGUGGGGAGCGGGCGCACGGGGCCGCCGCGGAAAGAGGGAGCCGGAAGUCGGCGCGGGCGCCCCUCGGCCCUGGCGACGCCGUGACCUUGGCCAGCUUGCUCACCUCUCGGAGUCUUGCCGACCCGGACCGCGAAAUGGGGGCGACCGCGGCGUCGGUUUCGGUCGGCGCAGCCCUCGACGGCGCUGGUGUUUGACCCCGGCGCGCUUGCUCGCCCCUUCCCCCGGGAAGGGGUUUCGGAGAUCUAUCCAUACUAAUGGAAAUGUAACUGGAACUGACUUCGAUGAUAAAAUCAAGGACCAUCAAGCAAGAUCAUGCAGUAGGCAACUUUGCUUCCAAAUGAAGUUACCAACAUUUAAAAUUUCUACUUAUUCUAAGCUUGGUGAAAGCACUGAUGUACAGAAGACAUACUUGAUACAGGUAACUUUUGAAAUGGGGAGGGAAGAAUAUGGCUUAGUCACUUUAAGAAGUCCUAGGCCUGGGACAGGUGGGUAAAACUUGAUAAUGUGUUAGGGUGGUUUAAUGAGUAAUCUCUGUGUUCUCUGCAAGGAACGUUUUAAUAAUAGGCUCUAGGUUUGAGAAAGAUUGCUGACUGAGUUGUUUUCCAAAAGAAUGCUUGUUUAUUAGAGGGUGAAGUAGGAUCAAUUUAGGGAAAAUGUGACUUGUCCCAACUUCUUGAGUUUUUUGGUUCCUCUUUAGCCAACUGCAAAGGACAUUAUGACAUAGUAAAAUACUAUAUUUCAUGAAAGGAGGUACAUAGGCUCUAGUAAGAAAGAAAACUUUUGGUUUCAUUCAUAUGAGAGAAGGGUCACAAUUACAGAUAACUUUUUCAUGAAGGUUAUGGAAAGUGACUCUCUGAAGUCCUGGGAUAGCUAGUUAGAAGUUGUGGUAUUUUUCUGUGCUCCAUAACCGCCCUCACUCCACCCAGAUGCACCUAUUCUUUAUAUAGCAGUAUACUGAAGCAACCUUUUAACAUAUCAAUUAUGUUUUUCAAAGUGAUGUUAAAAUAUUUGGAAACCGAAGACCUUUCAUUUUCCAAAGGUCAGUUAUAAUUAUUCAGUGGCAUAGCUAUUGAAAUUGCAUCACCAAUUACUCGACUGUGUUAAAGAAGAGGAUUUGCUUUUGGGGGCCCGUAGGUUAUUGAUAAGAGAUAAAACAUAUUUUUUGAAGAAUCUGUGUGUAUGGCAGCAACCCACUCUUCUAUCUAAUCAUGAAAACUUUGGGAAAUGAAGUGUUCCUCAACGAAAUCUGGAUGCUCUGGAAGCCAAAGGUGAUCUGCAAGAGGAGGAAUAGUUGAGAAGUGCUCACCUUAAAUGUUGUUAUCAGUUAUUUGAUGAAGACAUUGAAAUGUUUAUUGCUCUGAAGAUGAUCUUAAAUGAGGAGGCAUAGUUAAUGUGGCCUAUACAGAAUGUGAGAUAAUGUGAAUUUAAGAAAGCUGAUAUGAGAAAAACAAAAAUAUAAUAAGAAAAUAGCUACUAUUUAAUGAUCGUUGUAUAUCAAGCACCGUGUUAGAUAUUUUGUAUAUAUUUUCAGAUACUGUCCCAAUAGGUGGUUAUUGAAUAAGUUACUGAAUAGCUGUUAAUGUUUUUGAGAGUUUUUGACAUUUCUUGAAAUUAGAAAUUUCUUACAUUAUUAAGAAACACUCUUUGCUUGACCUUUGCAAGCCUAGUAAACACAGAAUUAGAUUAGGUGCAAAAUUGAGAAUCUCUGUCCUUAAUCUUCAUAGCAUAUGGAUGCAUUUAAUGCUAGUAAAAAUUGUAAGCCUGAAUAAAUGUAGUGUAAAACCUGCAUUAAUGAUCUGGGGUUUAUUAAGUUACUUACGAAGCUUUUAUUUAAAUUUGGGGUUAAGUUGAUUUUUCCAGUUUUCCAAUUAAUGCAACAUUUUAAAAAAUCAAUUUUAGGUUAAACUACAAAGGUAAACCUCAGUAAGUUCCAGAAAAGCUGAAACUAUGUACGUCCAUUCUCUGACUACAACAGAAGUUUAAAAUGUACCACUUUAACCACUUGGAAAAAUCAAACAGAAAAUUUGCUUAAAUAAAUACAGGAUUAAACAGGAGAUCAAAUAUACAGUAACUGGUCAUUUAGCACCUGAAAUGAGAUUCAGGCCAAGAUUCAUACUGUGCUUAGAAGUAGAUUAAUAGUCUUCAUUAAAUUUACUGUUGAUGAGUGAAAUAAAUGUACUAAGCACUAAACCUUAGAAUUUAGUAAAACAAACAGACUCAACAAAAUAAAUGCCUAGGAGAAAGGGAAGAUAUUAAUAAGAUGAAAGCAGAAAUUGGUGAAUUAAAAACAGAAACCACAGAAAUGAAAAAUCUAAAAGCUAUUUCUUAGGGUUGAAAGACAAAACAAAAAUAGCUGGUAAAUCUUACCUAGGAAAAGAUAGAAAACCAAAAUUAAGUUUAUAAAGGGGAUAUAAGAAUAGAAAAGAUAUUUUAAAAAUUAUAAGCAAAUACUAUUUAUUAACUCUAAGCUGAUUUAUUUAAAAUGAAUUAUGAGACACCCAAACUGAUUUAAGAACAGUUGGUCUGGGGUUACAUCCAACUAGUUCCAGAACCAACUUUUUCCAGUUAAUUCUUUUUAGUUUUUAAGGAACAUAUGAUUCCUUUGGUGAGAACUAUUUUAGAGAUUAUAAAAAAGAUGGAAAUAUGCCCAAUUAAUGUUAUAAAAUCAGUAUGAUUCUCUUAAUGGUUCAGCGGAGUAAAACUUUUUGUGGGGGUGGGGUUACUGCUUUUUUUUAGUUUAUAUUUUAAGCACAGGUUUUUCUUAAAAUUAAAACAAUUGAGAAAAGAAAGAAACCCAGAAAGUUAAAACGUAAAGCUGUCUUUUAUAUCUAUUAACAUAUUUACCAUUGCUGGCACUCUCCUUUGUGUAAAUCAAAAUUUUGAUCUGAUAUUCUUUUUCUUCUGCCUAAAAAUCAUUUAAGUGCAUAAUCUGCUGGUAAUGGAUUUUUCUCAACCUUUGUCUAAAAACAUUUCCACCUUCAUUUUGAAGUAUAUUUUAGCAGGGUGCAGAACUUGCCGUUGACAGGUUUCACCCCUUACAAUCUUGCUCCAUUGUUUUCUUAUUUGUAUAAUUUCUGAUGAGAAGCUUGCUGUCAUGCAUACCUUUGUUUUUCUGUACAUAAUCUUUUUCCUCCUCUAGAAGUCUUUAACAUUUUUCACCCCUAAUCACUGGUUUUCAACGACUUGAUUAUGAUAAUUGUUGGUGUGGUUUUCUUUGUUUAUCCUGCUUGGAUUUUAUUGAGCCUCUUAUGAAUCUGUAGGUUUCUGGUUUUGAUAGCAUUGAAAAAAAAAUGCUUAUUAUUUCUUCAAAUAUAUUUUUUAUCAUUUUUUUCCUCUUUUUUGGACCACAGUUACAUUUAUCUUAGUUUAUUUGUAUGUUGCCACAAAUCAGUGAUAUUCACUCCCAUUAUUUUUGUAUUUUGUUCCUUUGUGCUUCAUUUUGGAUAUUUUCUAUUGCUAUAUCUUCAAGUUAACUGUUAAGUCUGCUGUAAGUCCUAUGCAGUGUAUUUUUCAUUUCAGAUACUGUAUUUUUUUUUUUUUUUUUUUUUUUUUUAGUCUUAUUUCUUCUCUUUCUCUUCUCAUUAUGUUCUUGUUUUCUUUUGUAUUCUUGACUGUAUUGACAAUAUUUUUAGGCUCUGGGCCUAAGAGGAGGCCAUGCUGAGGCCAAGAGCUUGGCCUGGACAGAUACUGUAUUUUUAAUUUCUAGAAGCUCCAAUUGUGCCUAAAAAAAAUCUUGCACUUCUGUGUUCAAUACUACCAUGGCUUUCUCUGCUUUCUUGAGUGUAUCGAGAUUUUGUAUAAUAGCUCUUUUAGCAUCUCUGUUUGCCAAGCUCUCUGUCUCUGUCAGUUUUGUGUCUGUUUUUAUUGAUUUGUUAUUCUGGUUAUAGGUCAUAUUUACAUAUCUGGUAAAUUUUGAUUGUCACACAUUGUGAAUUUUAUGUUAUUAGAUGCUUGAUUUUGUUAUAAAGAAGCCAUUCCUUUAAAUAAUGUUGGACUGAGUUUUGGAAUGCAGCUAAAUUUUUUUGAUGCCCUUUGAGUCUUGUCCUUUUUUAAGGAAGAUUUCAUAGGGUGAGUCUGGAGCAGUGAGUAGACUUUUCUCCUAGAGCUAAUUUAGAAGCUGAUUCCCUUCUGAGGACUUUACAUGAUGUUUCAUGUAUUAGGAGGUCUUUUCACGCUACUCUGUUGGAAUACAAACUAUUCAUAGUCUUGUUUGAGUUUCAGAAAUUCUUUGGCCUUUUGUGUGUGUUUUUUUUUUUUUUUGGUUUGGUAGUCCUUUCUCCAACCUCAGGUGGUUUCCUUCCACAAAGGACG
Cebus imitator (Panamanian white-faced capuchin) is the source of this 5108-nucleotide messenger RNA. Its product is annotated as translation initiation factor IF-2-like. The transcript has 7 exons. Bases 1 to 1290 code for a protein of 429 amino acids. NCBI's taxonomy places the organism in Eukaryota, Metazoa, Chordata, Mammalia, Primates, Cebidae. The record is from RefSeq and is a predicted model, not a curated record.